This is a messenger RNA of Lotus japonicus, 2416 nucleotides long. RefSeq lists its product as uncharacterized. Lineage: Eukaryota; Viridiplantae; Streptophyta; Magnoliopsida; Fabales; Fabaceae. The record is from RefSeq and is a predicted model, not a curated record. Gene Ontology annotation, molecular function: protein binding. The coding region runs from base 273 to 1952 and encodes 559 amino acids. Gene Ontology annotation, biological process: SCF-dependent proteasomal ubiquitin-dependent protein catabolic process. The transcript has a single exon. Gene Ontology annotation, cellular component: SCF ubiquitin ligase complex.
UUCAUCAUUUGAAAGGGUCCCAGUCAAAUACAAGCCUCAUUCAGGAGUUUCAUUUUGUCAUGUUGAUCCUCCCGGUAGCUAAUCUGACCAUAGUCCAAGAUCCUCUCUUUUUGACACACCCUGAACUUGUUAAAUAUCCAUUGCAUUGGGUUGAUUUGUCACUUUUCUGUGUUGAUAAAUCAUUAGCCAUCAAUUGAACUUUGGCUCCAAGUUCCAAACUUGUUCUGCCAUUAGUCUUUUUUCUUACUAUUCUUGUUAGAUCAAAUACCAAGAUGUCAGUGAAAGAUUUCCCUGAAGAAUGCUGGGAAUUAGUCUUCAGAUUCCUCAGCCACACUCAUGAUUUGGAGUCUCUAUCUCUUGUCUGCAAGCAAUUCCUUUCCAUCACAAACCACCUUCAAUCCUCUCUCAAAAUCUAUGACAAAACCAUCCUCCUCCUUCCUAAUCUAUUCUCAAGAUUCUCAAGGCUCAAAACCAUAGACCUCAGCAACUUCAAUGGUGACCUCAAGGUCUUACUCCAUCAAAUUUCUCAAUCUGGAUUGGACCUUGAUUCGCUCAAUCUUUCCAAUCAGAGAACAAUUCCCAUUGAUGGGUUGAGAGAGCUUGGUUCAAAGAUGAAAAAUUUUAAGGUUUUGACCUGCUCCAACAUUGGUUCUCUGCAAGAUGGCCACCUUGUGGUCAUAGCUUAUUGUUUCCCAUUUCUUGAAGAGCUUGACAUAAGCUUUCCAUUGGAUUCUCAAGCAUCUGAUUUUGGGAUACUAAGGCUUGCUUCAUUGCUUGAGAAUCUUCGCAAGAUUAACCUCUCUGGUAAUCACUUAAUCACUGAUAAAUCUCUUUUCUCUCUGUGCCAAAACUGUACUUCAAUGGAGCAAAUCUCAUUCUUCACAUGUUUCAAGAUAACCCAAGUUGGCAUUGCUUCUGCAAUUCGCCUCAGACCAAGUUUGAGUUCAAUCUCUUUCAAUAUUGAAAAGAAAAUAAUUCAUGGACCUGGUUUGACACCUUUACCUAUCAACCUUGAUUUGAUUGAUUCAUUCAAGAGUUUGAAAAGAUUAACUGCUGUUGAUUUGUCAAACUCUUUUAUCUCGGAUGAGUUUCAAGUUUCAAUUGCUGAGGGAAGUGGAGGUGGUAAUCUGCUGAAUAAGCUCAUCCUCCAAGACUGUUGCAACUGCACAUUUGAAGGAAUCAAUUGUUUGUUAUCCAAAUGUCAAUCUGUUCAGUACUUGGAUCUUAGUAAAGCUGAUUUUCUAACAGACCAAUGUAUCAGUAAAUUGUCUGUGUUUCUUCAUAGUUUAACCUCUAUUAACCUUAGUGGUUGCUGCCAGCUGACAAAUUCUACUUUUUUCACACUCACAAGAAACUGUCCUUUGAUCAGUGAGAUCAACAUGGAGAGAACAUAUCUGGGGGUAGAAGGGGAAGAAGAUUCCCAUUCCAUGCUGGAUUUUGUUGUCAAUGUACAAGUGAGAAAAGUUUAUCUGGGUGAUAAUGUUUUACUGAGAGAUGCAAGUUUGAUAAAAUUUGCUUCAAUUUGCCCCAAUUUGCAGCUUCUUGACUUAAAUGCUUGUGAGGGUGUCUCUGGAGGGUGUAUUGUGGAGGUUUUGAAGAAAUGCUGUGACAUGAGGCAUUUAAACCUGGCCUAUACAGGAAUUAAAGAGUUAGAGAUAGACUUUGUAGUUUCACAAUUGGAGAUUCUGAACUUGUCAGGGUCAAGCAUUGAGGAUGAAGCACUUUCAAUGAUCUCAAGGAGGUUUCCUGGACUAUUACUUCUGGACAUUCAGAAUUGCUGGUGUGUGACAGCCAAAGGGGUGAGGGAAGUAGUGGAAAACUGCAGAGCAAUGAAAGAGUUGAAUUUGAAAAAUUGUGAUUUGGUGGAUGAUGAUUUUGUUGUUGGGGUGAAGAGUUCAAGCCCAUCAUUGAGAACAAUAAUCACACCUUCUGGUGUUGGUGUUUAUUACUGAUCAGAAGCAGGGGAAAUUCAAAUUGAUAUGGAUCCUGUCUUGUUUGCUAGUGUUGGACCUGCCAGUAUCAAGAAUCCUAUGUGUGCUGAUAGCAUUCUUGACAGAAAAAGAAAGUUGCAAGCGGUGUGUUUAUGCUAGUGCAUAUGUGUGUCUUUUUUUUCUAAUGAGUGUAUAGAUAUUGAAUUUAUUAAGUGAGGCAAAACCAUUAUGCUUUCUUUGGUUUUAGAGAGAGUGAGAACAGAAAAGAUGAGUGAAGAGAAAUUGGUGAGGAAAAAGAAGAGAUUUUAUAGGUUGUGUGUAUAAUAGAAAAAUAGAAAAACGAGAAGAGAAAAAAUGAAGUGUCUCUUCUCUCAUUUUGUAUUGUAGAAUAGAGAAAUGAAAGUGAUAAGAUUUCUUUUGUAUGAAAUAACACGUUAACCUUCAAUAUAUCAUCAAUAUCAAUAUCAAUAUCAAUAUCAUCAAUA